This is a messenger RNA of Hevea brasiliensis (rubber tree), 1435 nucleotides long. RefSeq names its product homeobox-leucine zipper protein HAT5. Gene Ontology annotation, cellular component: nucleus. Gene Ontology annotation, biological process: positive regulation of DNA-templated transcription. Bases 410 to 1321 code for a protein of 303 amino acids. Lineage: Eukaryota; Viridiplantae; Streptophyta; Magnoliopsida; Malpighiales; Euphorbiaceae. The record is from RefSeq and is a predicted model, not a curated record. The transcript is spliced from 3 exons. Gene Ontology annotation, molecular function: sequence-specific DNA binding; DNA-binding transcription factor activity, RNA polymerase II-specific.
CCCCGUCUAUCCCCCCCUUGCAGAGGAGAAUCUCUCUCUCUAUUUCUCUGCUUUCUCUCUCAAAGUUUUCAACUUUUAAUCUCUCUGCCAUCAAAACCCUCCCUCUCCCUUUUGUCUCUGUGUCAGUCUCCAAGGCGGGAUUUUUUUUUGUGGGUACCAUUCUUCUCUUCUUCUCCUUCAUUUUAUUCCGAGUGAUGGGUGUUUGAGCUUUUCUGACUCUAAGACUUUACACAUUGCAGCGAGCCUCAUCACCACCUUCUUUCGUCAUAAGCCCUGGAUUACACUGACUUAAACACAUGAUCUCUUUUGCUUUCUUUCUCUGUAAUAUGACCGUUUAAGUCUCUGAGAAUUCAAAGGACAAAGGCCACCAGUAAACAGUAGCAAAACAAAACAAACUGAAAGAAAAGCUAUGGCAGGUGAUCAAGUCUGUGAUGGUUCUAACAUGAGUGUUUCGCUUCAAAUCGAUAACCCCUCUCGUGAUUCUCUUUGGAUACCCACUUCUUCUAUCGCUUUUUAUGGUGCAAAAUCUAUGGUUAACUUUGAGAAUGAUGGUGGGGGGGACACUUUGGAUAAGCCAUUUUUCCAAGCUAGUGUUAAAGAAGAAAAUGGCGAUGAAGAUUUUGACGUGUGCCUUAACCCACCCGGGAAGAAAAGGCGGCUUACGGCUAGUCAAGUUCAGUUUCUUGAAAGAAACUUUGAGGUGGAAAAUAAGCUUGAACCUGAGAGAAAGAUACAACUUGCUAAGGAACUUGGGUUGCAGCCACGCCAAGUUGCAAUAUGGUUUCAAAAUCGGCGGGCUAGGUUCAAGAACAAACAGCUGGAAAAGGACUAUGACUCUUUGAAAACUAGCUAUGAUAGACUCAAGGUUGAUUAUGACAAUCUCCUGAAAGAGAAAGAGGAUUUGAAAAAUGAGCUUGUUUCUCUGAAAGCGAAAUUGCUGGCUAGAGAGGAAGGGAUAGAAAAUUUAGAGCCAAUUGAAGCCAUGAAUUCACCCAAUGUAGAACUUCAGAACCCAGUUCCUAAAACUGUCCCUGAAGUGGUUUCCGAUGCAUCAUUAUUGGUGACUCCCAAACAAGAAGAGGCAAGUUCAGCAAAAAGCGAUGUGUUCGAUUCCGAUAGCCCUCAUUCAUUUUUGGAGCCUGGUGAUUCUUCUCAUAUUUUUGAACCAGACCAAUCCGAUUUCUCGCAAGAUGAAGAAGAUGAACUUAGCAGGAGCUUUUUGCCCACACCAUACUUCCCAAAACUCUACCAUGAUCCACCUGCAAAUUCAUGUAGUUAUGGAUUCCCAGUAGAAGACCAACCUUUUUGGUCCUGGACUUAGAGUUCACAUUAUAUGUCAUAAAUAUGAGCUUCCACACUGCCUGCUAAUGCAAAUCAAAGUUCUCAGUUGUAAUUAUAGUUUUAUUAAGCAAUUAAUAUAAUAUUUUCUUCAAAA